Phyllopteryx taeniolatus (common seadragon) is the source of this 3073-nucleotide messenger RNA. It is a transcript of the gene hmg20a, whose product is annotated as high mobility group 20A. Gene Ontology annotation, cellular component: nucleus. Gene Ontology annotation, biological process: regulation of gene expression. The transcript has 10 exons. The coding region runs from base 1773 to 2672 and encodes 299 amino acids. NCBI's taxonomy places the organism in Eukaryota, Metazoa, Chordata, Actinopteri, Syngnathiformes, Syngnathidae. The record is from RefSeq and is a predicted model, not a curated record.
UGCCAGCAGCAGAGCGUGUCUAGAAAGUCAUAAUCUAGAUCAGAUAUUCCGCAGGGGGUAAAUAUUUGGUCUGCAUUUGUAUUUUGGUUCCCAAUCCUAAUCUGUGCAAAUGUAUCGUUUGUUUUGCUAACCGCACUUAAGUGUUACUAAUAUGGCAAGAUGUAAAAUAGUAACGCGGCUGUAGUUUACAUGGAAGAGAUGGCUGACCCAUCUACAGUCAUGAUUCUUUGACAGUCGUUCCUGUAUUGUUUUGAUAGGAAAACCCAUUUGCUGCUGUUCGACUCCCAUCCACAUUUUCUAAGUGUGCAAGAAAAGGUGAGAGUUGUAACAGGAUGACUAAUGGCUGCUUCACCAUGACAACGUGCCUGCUCACAACACCUUGAGCAUCCAACAGUUCCUGACCGAGAAGAACAUCACCAUGUUUGGAGCAACCUUCCUAACUACCUGCGAUUUAUUUAUUUAUUUGCUCUUCCCCCCCCAAGCUCAAGGGGGUCACCAGAGGGACCCGUUUUGAAAAUGUGUACAGCAGAUUUGCCAAGAUGGCCCUGACAACAGAGCUGCGAAGAAUCCUGGAAGAAUCCAUAAAAGUGCAUAGAAGCAUGGCAGAGAAGGCUAGGAAAGUGGGUUAGACUGCGUGAAGGGAUUAUUUCAAAAGUAAAAAUUUGUAGUUUGGAUUGAAAAUAUCUUUUGUGACAGCAAUGCUGGAACCUUUAUGACACAUCUCGUAGAUAGUAGUGAUGGACGAGUGCAGAUACCAGUUAUCUGUAUCAGACCGAUACCGGCCUUAUUUCAAGGCAUUACAUACUGGUGAAGGCUGCCGAUACCAGCCACCGAUACUUAAGGCAAGAAAAUAUUAUGUGGAGUAAGUCCUCCUUGCCAGUUGUUGGCGCUACACUGCGGUGGUUUGACACAUCAGUGAAUCAUACGUCAUAAAGUGAGUCAGCGUUCACAAUUAUGUGUAUUGUGUUAAUUGAAAGUUUAUAUAUUAAAAGUACUAGUGGUACCGGUACUCUGUAGCAGUAUCGGUGAGUACUUGAGUGAAUACUCAUACUGGUAUCUGUCUGGAAAAAAGUGGCAUCGAACAUUCCUACUUACUAGAUGGUUCAUUUCAGAAAUUUGGUAUGACACACUAUGCUCUAUAUGAAUAAAAUACAUAUCCAAAAAAAAAGUAGUAUAGAAAACACUGACAUUCUUCCCCUUUAAUUUUUUUCAACAUGCUAAAACCGAUCAAUCCUUCAUUGCAUGUCAAGAUACGUGAAGCAAUUCCCUCAGGCCGUAGUUUGGACACCGCUGUGUUAAAUUAAUGUGAAUAUAAUGACCUAUAAAUAGAGUAAGUCUUGACUUUCAUUCAGGCAUCAUGAAAAAAUGUUGGGAGAGGAACCCUUACUGGACUUCCCCCACCCAAAAGGAAUAUUUGUAGAGAAUUGUCUCAUUCCUCUUGACUUUAUUUCCCACAGUGUUUAUUGGCUGGGGGCAGAAAUGCUGUCCAGGAUGUUGACACUCACUUCCUGUGCAAGUGACGUGGACGGUUCAAAGUUUAAAAGGAUGUCGGAUUGUUACUGUCUGCGGAGCUUAGUCUGUGCCCACACAAGUACUCAAUAAUAUUUGUACUAUAUAAUUCAGAAGUUGAUUUUCUUUUUUUUUUCUGAAGAUGGGAAAUGUGGCUGGCUUGAAGGAGUUUGCUUGUAAUCGCCCUUUUAUCAGGAUGAAAAAUAAAUGUCAAAGUUUGGCUUAUCUGGGUCCCCCAGAUGGUGCAGGCUUUACUGUGACAAAUGUUUCCAGAUGAUUUCAAAAAUAUGGAUGAGCAGCAAUCGUCUCCUGCAGCCAAUUCGGAGAACGCUAGCCAGAGAAAUGGAGAUGAGAAGACGAGACGUGCCAACUGGACCAAAGGCAGGAAGCGGAAGAAGCCCAUGAAGGACAGGAACGCGCCCAAAGCACCGCUAACGGGCUAUGUUCGCUUCAUGAACGACAGGCGCGAGCAGCUGAGGGCCGAACGUCCGGACGUGCCCUUUCCGGAAAUCACCAGGAUGCUGGGCAACGAGUGGAGCAAGCUCCCCCCUGAGGAGAAACAGCAAUACUUGGAUGAGGCGGACCGUGACAAGGAGCGCUACAUGCGGGAGCUGGAGAAGUACCAGAAGACGGAGGCAUACAAGCAUUUCACCAGGAAGGUCCAAGAGAAGCAGAAGGGCAAGCGACAUAGAGGCGAUGUCGGGAACCAGGCGGCCAACGAGGCUCUGCACGAGAAAGAUGCAGAGGGGAAGGACAGAACCGUGUUUGACAUCCCCAUCUUCACAGAGGAGUUCCUCAACCACAGCAAAGCUCGCGAGGCCGAGAUGCGGCAGCUGCGCAAGACCAACAUGGAGUACGAGGAGCGUAACGCCGCGCUCCAAAAGCAUGUGGAGAGCAUGCGCUGCGCUGUGGAGCGCCUGGAGGGCGACGUUAUGCAAGAGAGGGGGCGCAACAGCCUACUCCAUCAGCACCUGGACACACUGCGACAGGCGCUCGCCUCCAGCUUCUCCUCUGUGCCUCUGCCAGGCAGCGGAGAGAUGCCCACCCUUGACUCCAUCGACUCAUACAUGAAGAAGCUGCACAGCAUCAUCAUGAGCAACCCGCCGGAACACGACAGCCUCAUCAACACUGUGAGAGACCUGGUCAACCGUUUGGACAGAUAAUUGCUGCACGGCCGAGUGGGAGAGAAGCACGUCAGCAUUGAACCUUACAGCCAAGCUCUCCCAAAAAUGAACAUUUAAUACUCUGCGAAGGUGAUGAUGAUGUAACGCCACAUAUUUAUUUCUCCUUUUUUAAUAUUCAUUUUCCAAGGUGUUAUUUCAUGGAUCUAGCCAGAGUUUUGUCACUUGUCAGUGAAACACUCAAAUGUUGUGAAACAAUAACCAACAUCCAACAAAUGUGUCCCCAGAGGGGAACGUGUGUUUGUAUUCUUAAAAAAAAAAAAAAGUAAUAAUACUUAGUGGUUUAUAUUUUGUAAUGCUCUGUUGAAGAAUGUGCCAUUUAUUUUCUGUAUGUGUGUUUGUACAAAAAAAGUGGUUGUGUUUUCAAUAAACGUAAGAAAGAG